AGCGCCCCCUGUCGGUGGGUAGCAGUUCAUUUUAGUGGCAUUUCCUGGCACACCAAUCAACGGUCACUCUAAACCAGCCGGCUUUUAUUUUUACCCAAAAAACAGAAUAAUGGCAGAUAAAAAGGUGGGCGGCGGCAACAACGACGGCAAGGAGAAGCGCCGCAAGGAGUCGAUUCUGGACCUCUCCAAGUACCUGGAGAAGCAGAUCCGCGUGAAGUUCGCGGGCGGCCGCGAGGCAUCCGGAAUCCUCAAGGGCUACGACGCCCUGCUCAACCUGGUGCUGGACAACACGGUGGAGUACCUGCGCGACUCCGACGAGCCCUACAAGCUGACUGAGACGAACCGGAGCCUGGGACUGGUGGUGUGUCGCGGCACAGCUCUGGUCCUCAUCUGUCCGCAGGACGGAGUCGAGAGCAUCGCCAAUCCGUUCAUAACGCAAUAAUCGGAGGAUCAGGAUCACCGGGAUCUGUAUCUGUAACUGUGGACCUUCGGUUCCAGGUCUAGACUAAGUACAAAGCGCUUUUAUGGAAUCGGUUUAAAUAUAUUUAGCGGAGACAUACGUAUAAAUUAGUUCUUAAAUCUACUUAGGCCACAAAUUACAACUUCUGCAGGCCCUCAGGAAGAGGAUUUCGGACUCCAUAAUAUUGCGACUGUCUAGGAAAUUAAGUUUAUACAUGUUCUGUAUACCAGGCAAGCUAAAAAUUUCUUUUAUAAUUCUGCUACAUUUGAAUUUUUAACACGUUAAUAUUUGAUCCAACUAAACUCUAAUAAAUCCAAUUUAUAAAUAUUAAACUCCUAAAA
Drosophila biarmipes is the source of this 801-nucleotide messenger RNA. RefSeq names its product U6 snRNA-associated Sm-like protein LSm7 (gene LSm7). Gene Ontology annotation, molecular function: RNA binding. Gene Ontology annotation, biological process: mRNA splicing, via spliceosome; nuclear-transcribed mRNA catabolic process. NCBI's taxonomy places the organism in Eukaryota, Metazoa, Arthropoda, Insecta, Diptera, Drosophilidae. Gene Ontology annotation, cellular component: U6 snRNP; Lsm1-7-Pat1 complex; spliceosomal tri-snRNP complex. Bases 110 to 442 code for a protein of 110 amino acids. The transcript has 2 exons. The record is from RefSeq and is a predicted model, not a curated record.